Molecule: messenger RNA, 5600 nt
Organism: Symbiodinium necroappetens
Lineage: Eukaryota; Dinophyceae; Suessiales; Symbiodiniaceae
Source: the annotation of a GenBank genome assembly
GCCAUACGCGACAGGCAGGAGGGAAGCUCAGGCCUCUCGAAGAGAAGCUCAUGAUCUACGCCAGGACCGCCUACGACGCUGGGUGGGCACUUGGCUUCGAGUAUACCAACGGCAUCGGGCGUACAAGCAGCUAUGCCAACGGUGUCGGGCGUACAAGCAACCUCAAGUAUGCCAACGGUGUCGGGCGUACAAGCAACCUCAAGUAUGCCAACGGUGUCGGGCGUACAAGCAACCUCAAGUAUGCCUUCGGUGUCGGGCGUACAAGCGAUCUCAAGUAUGCCCUCGGUGUCGGGCGUACAAGCGACCUCAGGUAUGCCAUUGGUGUCGGGCGUACAUGCAACUACGAGUAUGCCAUCGGUGUCGGGCGUACAUACAACCUCGGCUAUACCUUCGGCAUCGGGCUUACAAGCAGCUGGUGGGGUUCCUGCAAGGACUGUGCCUGCAAGCCAAGGUUGCUGGAGGGCCUGGAGAAGGUGAUAAAAGGCGGAAGGCCAGAGGAGCUUAGCAAGGCUACAGAGGUCCUGUCUAGGCUCAUGGUGAUCUACAGGCCCGGGAGUGCACAAGAAAAAGGCCAGUUGUUGCGGAAGAUAGAGAACCCAGACCCGUCGAACACGAGUCACGAGGCGGUGGAGGGUCUGAGACAGUGGUUGAGGCACUACCAGAGAGCAAGAGAUUUGACGCUUACAACGCCAGAUCCUUCUGUGAUGCUUCGGGGUCUAGAUGCUCUGGUGAGGAAGCCGGUUCAGGAUGCUCCAGAAGUCGCGUUCCGCAUGAACCUUUUAAGGUACCACCUCAAGGUCGACUUCAACCCGUCCGAGGAGUCCGUGUUAGCGGUGCAUCGAGCUUUUCUUGCAGAGUUUGAGCAGUUGGGUUUCAGGAAGAAGGCCCGGACUACGCAGGACAGCGGUGCACAAGGACCCAAGGUCAGAGCUGUAGAAGCUGGGGGCGCACCACCAGCGGGCACGCCUAUGCCGACCUCACCGUCUACAUCACCAAAGGGCGUGACAAGGCCUUGCAGGUUCUACACGUCGGAUGAGGGAUGCCGGAGGGGAAAGGCCUGUAAGUACGAGCACAGCAUGAAGGACCUCAACAAGGCAGAACGUCGUGAUCGGUGCUAUGAGUGCGGAGCAAAAGGACAUCUAGCAGCGGCUUGUCCAACGAAGAAGGAGGCACAGCAGAAGGCGGUCGCGGCAGGUGAUUCCCCGGCGUCUUCAACUGGCGGCACAGGCGGGAGAAGAGCUACCACGACUGCGAAGAGUCAGAGGGGAUCCGAGGCAGGGGAGACUACCCAAAACGUCGCAACACCCACAGCAGCAGCUACCUCAACGAUGUCAGCCGAGACUCCAGUGCAAGGUGUUCCGGUUGAGCAGCUCAUAGAGGACGCGCAGAAGCUGAUGAAGGCUUUCAUGGAGCAGAAGGCUGCGCCGCAUGUCCAGGUGUUUCGUGUCGAGGAAAUGGCAAAGAGGGACUGUGGGUCAUCGCCGGCACUGCGGGAGUUCUACAGGCAAAACGAGGAGCUGGUGAACUUGAACCGCAUGGGACUCUUGGACUCAGGAGCUACACACCCGCUCAGGCCGAAGACGGUGAAGGACAAUAUUGGCUCCAUGGACAACGUUAAUGUGACGCUGGCUGGGGAGAACCGGGUGCAGAUGGAGCAAAACAAGGCUGGAACCAUUGUUUCGGAUCAGAACAUUCAGCCGAUAGUCCCAUUGGGUACCCUCAUAAAGGCUCUCGGGUACGAGUUCAGUUGGGAUCGUCGUGGAUGUAGACUUCGCCAUCCGGACAAGAAGGAAGUGCGAGUAUACACAAGAUCUACGUGUCCGGAGGUCAUGCAAUGCGAUGCGCUACGACUCAUCGCCGAGUUGGAAGAGGCGAAGCUCACAGAAACGAUGAGCUCACUGGCACAGCUGAAGGCCUCGGUUGCAGCAGCAAAGGAGUACCGGGAGAGGGGCUGGAAGGAUCAAGUCCGGGACUAUAUGGUUACCGGCAGCUACGAGGAUGGUGUGAAGGCGGUGAUGUGUGCGCCGUUUAUGAACCAUGUGCCUAUGCGUGAUCAGCUGCAGGUAGUUGUCCCCAUGCCAAAGGAUGAGAACGAGGCGUGGCAAUGGAUGAAGAAGUUUCCCAUGAAUAGGGCCAAUCGACGGCGAUUAUGGCAAGCUCGUGAGUGGACUGUCCACCUGUUUGCUGGGGGAGGAGUGAAAAAUGAUCCUCUACGUGAUCUUCCUGGCUUGGUGGAGGUAGAUGCAAAAAGGGGGUGGGACCUCAACGACGACAAGAUCUACGGCGUGUUCUUGUGGAUGGCCAAGGAGGGACGAUUGAGUCAUAUUGUGGGCGGCCCACCGGCUGGAACGUUCUCGCCAUGGCACUACAAGACGGAGGGAGGCAACAGAAAGAGAACGGAGUUCAUGAAGGAGCUUAUCAAAGAGACAGGCCUGCGGAAGUUUCAGUUUGAGCAAGGGGCGUUGGGGCACAUGUUCAGGAGACCUACAUGCUGUCUGAGCAACUUGGGCCUGGGAAUACAUGGGCUCAAAGAUCAGAGGGCCUAUGUGGCAGCGGACACUAAGGAGGUGGAUCAGUCUACAUGGCCGCAUGGCUUCCGGAUCACCUUGGCGGACGCGAUCCACGAGUGGAGGAGUGGUGAGAGCCCCGUGGUGGCGAAGAAAGCCAUGACCCAGAAGGAGUUGGAUGAAUGGAAGGCCCACGUUGAGCGUGGGCAUUGGCCUUAUAGACGAACGGGAAGACCGGCGAGAAAGGUUAUACACAGAGAUGCCUACGUGAUGAGCUUGGAUAUAGCCGGCCCGUUUGCAACCAGAGGGAAAGAUGAGGUGAGAGGAAAGAAGUACCGGUUCGUGCUUGCGGAGGAAGAAGAGCCGGAAGAGCACGAGCAUUUGGAAGAUCCCGAGUGCGAAGCACAAGAGGAGGAAUGGAAGAAGAAAGUGGCGGACCUACGAAAGCCGAUGGAGCUUCAGAUGCUUCGGUUUUGCGUUCCGUUGGAGAGACAUACUGGGAAGGAGAUCCUCGAGUGCAUCCAGGACCUGUAUGUGCAGCUGAGGGCAAUGGGCCUACCGUUGACCAGGAUUCACAGCGACAGAGCUAGAGAGUUCCGGGUCAAGCCAGUGCGAAAAUGGUGUCGGGAGCGGGACAUCUACCAAACGUUCACAGAGGGCUUGGCGCCUACACAGAAUGCGGUGGCGGAAAGUCAUGUGAAGUGGCUCAAGGGCAAGGCGAGAGUCCACCUCAACGAGAUGGAGUUGGACAAGGAGCUUUGGCCUUGCGCUAUGAAGCACGCUUGUCACCAGCACAACACGAGGCAGAUGGGGACAAAGGCUGCGAGUAUCAAGUUCGGCUCUGUUGUUUGGGUGAAGUCCAAGAAAGACAGAGGACCUUUUGACCCAAAGUGGGAGAGAGGCAAAUAUAUGGGUCCAGCAGAUGAUGUACGUGAAGGUCAUGUUGUUCGCCUAGAUGAUGGUCUUUGGCUUCGCACCCUACACAUGAGGACGGUGAGGGAUGACGAAGUGGAGUUGGAAGAUGAGGAGCACGUUGUCGACCUCAUCGAGCCUACAAAACGCGUGCGGGGCAAGACCAAGCUAGCAGAAGUGCGGGCGAUCCGCAAACAGGAGAGGAGCGUCUUGGUGAAGGAGCUGCUGGAGUCCAAGAUCUGGGAUUCGCCCCAGGCCAAAGUUGAACGACCUCAGAUGAAAGAGGGUGAAGUCUGGGAUGGCGAGCUAAGGGAGGGGGACGAGUUCAAGGGGAACUACUACGCCAUGCGGGUGGAUGAGAAGGAAGUGCCCGGCCAGAAGAUGAGUGUGGAGUUUCCGGCGAAGAUCCGUCCCGACCGUCUUCAUGCACCACUCAGAGGGGAAGAUGGAGACAGGAUUGUGGUGAUUGGGUAUACCGUGAGCAAGUGGGAGAAACUUCGGCAGUUUCAAUGCGACGAUUUGGAGGAGGAACGCGGGGCCACGGGACCGCCUACAGGGACGACCGCAGCUCCACCAACCGGAGCCACGAACACGGUGAUGCCAGUGUCCGAGGACCGUAUGGAUGUGAGUUCAGGUCGGGUGGAGCUUCGUUUGAAGUGGGCUAUCAAGUAUAUCCCUGAUCUCUCCAGUCAAGGGGAAGAAGUUGUGAUGACGUCAGCACCAUUGCUGCCACUCGCCCACGAUGAGGAGGAGCGGAUGAGAAGCAGGGUGACAUGGCUAUCAGAGUUUGUGGAGGAAGAGCGGAAGAUCAGAGCGAGGCAGGCCGAGAGGGGGGAGUAUGCCACGCAACGUGAACGACAACUGUUCUACAAGCUCGAUGAUGCCAUUGACUACAUGAAUGAGAUCCUUUGCCUAAGUCACCAGGUCGAAGUCUACACCGCCGCGGCCAACGCGGAAUCAGUGCGUGUGGCAUUGUCAUUGGCUGCUCGACGGCGGUGGGCCGGAGCAGUGACAGACGUGAACAGUGCUCUUACGCUAGCGCCAAUGGAUGAAGCAGAGAUCAAGUACGGCAUCACGGUACCGAAAGUGGUUGUGGAGGCGGGAGUGGUUCCACCAAACACGGCGUACUUGGUCGACAGGGUGUUCUACGGGCUGCGAGAGGCGCCAAGACUAUGGGGAAGUUUCAGAGACAAGAGGGUGCACAGAGCGCGGUUGUUUGUGGAUGGCCGGGAGUGCAUGUUUCUACAGAUGGAAACAGACCCUGCAGUAUGGAGGUUGGUGCCAUGCGAUGACCAUAAGAACACCUUGGCGUUGAUGGUGAUUUAUGUGGACGAUGUGAUGAUGUUGGCGCCGGAGAAUGUCAUCAAGGACAUCUACAAAUGGCUCACCGAGGGCAUUGAGGGCGAUGAGGGCUGGAAGUGUUCGCCGAUGGAGUGGAUCGGAAAGACUCCAGUCCGCUACCUGGGUAUGGAUAUUCGCCGGAAGGAUGCAGCCCUUACCACUUUCCAUGUAUCGCAGGGCAGCUAUGUGGGAGAGCUCCUGAAGAGUUACCCAGCCGAGGCGAGCCGACCUUCGCAAGUACCAGCCACUAAGGAUACCAUGCCGUUGCAGGACGACCUGGAUGAGGAGGAGGGGAACGAACAAGGCGACCCAGAUCCCGGACAGGUCAAACAGGCCCAACGCAUAGCAGGUGAACUGCUCUGGCUAGUGACUCGCACCAGACCAGACAUUGGGUAUGCGACAGCCCAUGUAUGUGGAGCAGCCCUGAAGAGUCCUGCAGCUGCGCUUCGAUUGGGGAAGAUGGUGAUGAGGUAUUUGGCCGCCACGCCUACGUGGGGGUUGACCUACAAUGGGGUGGGUGAGCCUGUCGAAGCUUUCUCCGACGCUAGCUUUGCUCCACAAGGCGAUCGAAGUUUUGGUUGCGUGACUACGACGACCUACGGUGGAUUCGCGGCAUGGCGAAUGACAAAGCAGCCUACAGUUGUUUUGUCAGCGGCCGAAGCAGAGUUGGUGGAGUUGGUGAAUGCUAGUCAGCAGGCCGCCGGACUGCAAGCUUGGGUGGAAGAGGCGUCGCCAGAGGACUCUGGUAAGCCGUUGAUCUUGCGGGUGGACAACACAGCGGCGUGUGGCCUGGCAACUACGGCACCAGGCUCGUGGAAGACAAGGCACUUGAAGGUCAAG